This is a messenger RNA of Paramecium octaurelia, 888 nucleotides long. The record is from the annotation of a GenBank genome assembly. Lineage: Eukaryota; Ciliophora; Oligohymenophorea; Peniculida; Parameciidae.
AUGAAAAUUAACCUGAUUUUAUGUAUCUUAACUUAUCAAAUAAUGGGACAAAUUGUAAUACCACUCUAAUAAAGAUGCUUAUGUUCUGAUAUAUCUGAAAAAAGUUAAUGUGAACUUAUAAAUUGUUAUUGGGAUGAAGCAUGUUCUGAAAAUAAAUGUGAAAAUAGAAAAUAAGAUAAAUGCUACGGAGAAUGUUCAUGGUCAAAUGGCACAUGCACAGAUUACAUAUUUAAAUGUAGCGAUUACAGUACUUAAAAGAGCUGUGAUUAACAAACUAAUUGUGGUUGGGCAUCUUCAUAAUAAUGCAUAUUAUUUAAUAGCUGUCAAGGGUUUUUCGUGUCAGAACCUGAACAAUGUUAUUCAAAAGGUUAGAAUUAAUGUGAACCGUCAGCUAUACAAGCAGAUGGCCAAUACUAGUGUGUUUAGAAGGUUAAUGUAGAAUGUGGAAAAUUGAAAUCAAAAACCAUAUGCAACAAUUCUUAAUAAUCAAACAGUGUACAGUGUGGAUGGAAAUAAUCAACAAAUGAAUGUUUAGCCAAAUUGAAUUUUGAUAUUUGCGAGAACGCGAAGGAUUGGUAAGAAAUGUGUGAUACUUAUGCUUGCAUUUGGUCAAAUGGAACAUGUUAAUCUAGAGAUUGUGGCAGUUUCACUAUCUAAGAAACAUGCAAAUUUAUUCCAAAUUAUUAAUAUACUGAAAUCACAGUUUGUAUUUGGACAGAUGAUAAGUGUUAGAGUGUAUAAAGCAUAGAUGAAUUGCCAUAAGAACAAUGCUUUGAGAAUACAAAUGGUGGAUCUAUGUGGAUAAAUGAUGGCUGCACAUCUUGUCAGGGAUAUACUUAAAUUCUUAAUAUAAUAAUGAUGGUGCUAAUUUUCACAUUAUUAGAGUGA